UGCUGGAGUGAAAACAAAACACUGAUGAAUUUCAGACACAUUUUCUGCUGAUUUGGAGUCAAAACAGUAAAAAUGUCGGAUUUAUUAGAAGCACAAACCCUCCAGGAGCGACUGGACCGUCUGCAGGAGCUGACAGAGUUCACUGAGAGCUGCAAAAAACAGCUAGACGGUUUAUUAGAGACGUUGGGAUGGUCGCUGGACGACAAGGACAGUAACCAGGAAGCGAUGGAGCAGUGUCCCUACGACCCUCACCACCAAGUCCCUGUGAGGAGCAUGGAGAAACACAAAGCUUUCUGUAGCCUCAGAAAGAUGGGCUACACAGCUGAGGAGCAGGAGGAGAUGGUCGACCCUUCGGUGUGUUACGAGAACAACAGCAUCAAAAGCUUUACAAUGGACAAACCCACGCAGCACCAAGUAAUCCUGCAGGCGAGAUCUGCUGCUCCGCUUAUGAGGAUGGAGGGAGUCUUCUGGCAAGGUCAGUACUCCGGCCAGCCCGUCGACGUGCCUCAGAGCCACAAGCGAACUGUGUGUGACCUCACUGUGGCCGACCGGUUAGCUCUGUACGAUCACGUGAUCGGCGUCUUCAGACAGAACGAAGCCGACUCCACCAGCAACGAUGAUCUCUACGUAGAUUUGGUGUCCAAACUACAGAAGGAUGAUCAACAAAAUGAGCCAAAGACUCACCUGGAGCUGAUGGCAGAGAUGAGGGACUACAAGAGACGGCGCCAGUCCUACCGAGCCAAGAACGUUCAUAUCACCAAGAAGUCUUACACUGAGGUGAUCAGAGAGGUGAUCAACGUCCACUCAGACGAGCUCUGCAAGCAGUGGAGAGAGGAGGGAGAGGAGGAGAAGGAGGAAGAGGAAGAGGAAGGAGAGAGAUCUGAACACUCGUCCCACAGACGUCGGCCGGAUGAAAGGCAGUCGGUGUCGUCGGAGUCCCGUCAGUCCCACAUCAGACGCCACCGCAGCCGGGAGCGAAGCCAUGAGAGAGAGAGCAAGAAGAAGAAAAAGAGGAGCAGGGAAUCCCGAUCACCAGACGGCGACCAUCACCACCACCACGAACGAAAGAAGAAGAAAAAGAAGAAGAAAGACGAGCGGGAGAAGGAGAAGUGAGAGCGUCGGAUCAGCAAUCGACGUGAAGUCAAAGGUCGUCGUGGCCUCUGCGUCAGGUGUCACUGAUUAUUUUAAGUUAACACACUCAGGGGAGGAAGGGAGGGAGGGGGGGGACAAACGGGGAAUAAAGUUUUAAAGAACCAAACACUGCAACAAUUUGAGGGUUUUUUUGUGCAUCAUGAACAACGUUUUGAAAUCUAACACCACUGCUUUUCAUUUCAGUGUCUUUACAGUGUAAUUACAGUGUUUGUCAGUCAUUAACAGACCCUCACACCCCCCCUCACCCCCCCUCAGGAUUGGCUCUGAGAGGUUUUCAACUCAAGACUACAAAGGAAUGUUGGACAGGAGUGUCAUAGCUGGCAGUUUUACCGUAAGGUUCAAAGG
Molecule: messenger RNA, 1497 nt
Organism: Scomber scombrus (Atlantic mackerel)
Lineage: Eukaryota; Metazoa; Chordata; Actinopteri; Scombriformes; Scombridae
Gene: snrnp48
Product: small nuclear ribonucleoprotein 48 (U11/U12)
Exons: 9
Coding region: 73-1113 (346 amino acids)
Cellular component (GO): nucleoplasm; U12-type spliceosomal complex; cytosol
Source: RefSeq, a predicted model, not a curated record